Messenger RNA from Exserohilum turcica Et28A, 2734 nucleotides. RefSeq lists its product as uncharacterized. The transcript has 2 exons. The coding region runs from base 4 to 2376 and encodes 790 amino acids. Gene Ontology annotation, biological process: cellular response to pH. The record is from RefSeq and is a predicted model, not a curated record. Gene Ontology annotation, cellular component: plasma membrane. Lineage: Eukaryota; Fungi; Ascomycota; Dothideomycetes; Pleosporales; Pleosporaceae.
AGCAUGUGGGAGGCCGACGCCUGGCCUGGCGCCUCUCCGCUGCUGGACAGGCGCGCGCCCGAUGCCACGAUACCCUACCACUGUCCCUCGUACAAGCUCCCAGCCCACGGAACCAUUGAAAUCUCGCCCGGCAACCACAUCACCCUCGACGCGAGCGCCGUCUUCCGCCCACUAUGCACCGACUCAGCCGGCAAUCCCACCAAUGCCGACGACGGCUCCGGCGGCGUCACGAGCGUCGCCGACAUGCGGGACCCCUUCCACGCCUCCAUCACGCCCCAGGCCUACGCGACGGGCGCCGCGACCGUCAUCUCGUGGAUGCUCGUCAUCAUGCUCAUCAUCACACCACGCACCUUCUUCGUUGGCAACGCCUCGGGCCGCUCAGGCCUCAUGGGCCGCCGCGGCAUGAUCAGCGGCGCUUCCGGAGGCGGUUCCAUCAUCGGCGUGGGCACCCGCCCAUGGCUGCAAAAGGUUGCCGCCCUGACCGUCGCCAUAUCGCUCACCCUCGCCACCGCAGACACCUUCAGGAUUGCCAAGAGACAGUAUGAGGAGGGUUUCAUCGACGCCAUGGAACUUCGCGACGAGGUCGUUGCCGGCAUGGAGAUCAAGGUUUCGCGCGUCGUAUCCGACAUCUUCCUGUGGCUCGCCCAAGUGCAGACGCUCAUACGUCUGUUUCCGCGUCACAAAGAAAAAGUUAUUAUCAAAUGGGUCGGAUUCGCCCUCAUUCUACUCGACAUACUAUUCAGCUGCCUCAACAGUUUCGGUCCCUACGAGAAUUCACGUCGCCCCGCACAUUUCGACACCGCCAUCCCCGCCCUAAGUUACCUGUUUCAGCUGUCACUCAGCAUGCUCUAUGCCGCCUGGGUCAUGUACUACGCCAUUACCAAGCGACGCUAUGCCUUUUACCACUCGAUGAUGUGGAACAUGAGUGUCAUCUCCCUGCUGUCCAUUGUCGCCAUCCUGACCCCCGUCGUCUUCUUCAUUACGGAUAUUGCAAACUACACCAUUGCCGGAUGGGGAGACUACUUCCGCUGGGUGGGCGCCGCCGCUGCAAGUGUUAUUGUUUGGGAGUGGGUGGAGCGAAUUGAGGCUUUGGAAAGAGAGGAGAGAAAAGAUGGAAUUUUGGGGAGGGAAAUUUACGAUGGAGACGACAUGCUGGACAGCUGCACAUCCAGUUCCAGCUGGCCUUCGAAACUGAAAGGCCAACAAUCAGACAACGAAAAACACAACAGCCGUGGCGGAGACGGAGGAGGUGGCAUCAGUGUGUUCGCCUCAGCCCAUGCCGCGCGGCUCAGCAGUCUCGCCCAGCGAAUGGGGCGAAAGCCGGCCGAUUCGGCACGAGCAGAAGCACGCAAGAAGCGUACUAUUCACAUUCCCGCCCCGCCUCAGGCUGUGCGGCGGUCGGCAUCGGCGACACGCGGUGACCGCAGCUCGCGCUCGUACAUUCGCGUGCAGACGCCACCUCCCGUACCUGUCAUCGCAUCGCCUGUGAGCCGGACAGACACGACUAGCGCCGACUCGACAGUGUACACAGUACGCUAUCAUCCGAUCAGCGAAACCCCACCAAUUCCCCAACCCGGCGCACCUACCCAUGUGCAGCCAGAAACGCGCGAGGCGCAAUCACAGCCAGAAGCACAGACACUACCGCAAGAGUCGCACCGUCAACCCAGCUACCCCGAGGAUCCCGAAAAAGGCGCCGAAGUGGAGGGCGUCACGAGCCGAAGCAAAUGGCAGUGGCAAGCACUAGGCAACACGUUCCGCCGAAAAGGACGCACGCCGCCGCGAGAGCUGCAGAGAGGACAGGUGAUUGAGCCGCUGGGCGUGGAGGAUGUUGCUGCCAACAUACCGCCUCGCACCUACAACGGGCUGGCCCUGGGCGAUCGCCUGGGCACCUUUGCAGCGCAGCAAAGCGAGAGGCUACGGUCCAAGAAGAAGACGAGCGCACAGGUUGAGGCGGCACUGCCGGUGACGAUUAUUCCGGCCCAGCCUCGCGGACAGACGUGGUCUCCAGACAUUAUUCGCCAGCAGCAAGAAGAAGCGCUGCAAGAAGAAGCAUAUGCGUUGCAGGCCGGGCGGGCAGCGACGACGGUGUCGGGAGACCAAGUGUCACGGUCGUCGCCGUUGGGCUCUGGCCGGACGACUGAUUGGAGCGAAGUAGUGCACCCGUCGGCCACGCCCCAGCCGCAGCAGAAGCCGCGCAUCCGCUACUCGCCUGCAGUGUCGCCGGAGCAGCAGCAAAACGGUGGCAGCAUACUCGGCACGGAGAUGCGACGGUCGCCGCUUGCAGCCUCGUCGUCGCCGCCACCCGCAGACGAGACGACGUCGACUGUGGACUUUAGCACGUCUCCGCAGCAGACACGGACGGACCACGACCGGUAGCGCUUCAGGCUUUGAUGUUCUCUUGCAUGUUUGUGAUUAUAUUUUUCAUGUUGAUGGCUAGCACGUAUAUACCCCUCGAUAUUGACCGGCGCAUUAGUGGCAGGACCUUGGGGACUGUGGGCAGCCAUGCAGGCGCCCUGGGAUUAGCAUGGAACGGCGCAGUUGGCACUUUGAUCAAAAAAAGGAAUCUCUGGUGUUUGUUACAGGGGAACUGGAUACCCGCCGGCCUUGCAAGGUCAGGCUUUUUGUUUUGUUUUUUUGUUUUGUUUUUGGGAGGAACGGCGCACGUAUGGCCAAGCAUGUAUGUGUAGCAGUAGCAGUAGCAGUAGCAGUAGUAGUAGUAGCAGUAGUAGCAGGA